This is a messenger RNA of Capsella rubella, 684 nucleotides long. Its product is annotated as putative RING-H2 finger protein ATL50. Lineage: Eukaryota; Viridiplantae; Streptophyta; Magnoliopsida; Brassicales; Brassicaceae. The record is from RefSeq and is a predicted model, not a curated record. The transcript has a single exon. The coding region runs from base 1 to 684 and encodes 227 amino acids.
AUGAAUCAAGAAACUGAUACCUUUCCAUCAGUUUCGUCGAACCCUUCUACAUCUUCCUCUUCCAUAGACAAAGACUUCGAUCUGAGUUUCAUGAUCAGUCCCAACGUACUUUUCUAUAUCACAUUCCUUUCUUUCGCCAUCUUUUUCUUCGCUUUGCUUCACCUUCUCGUCAGAUUCUUACUCAGACCCCAAACCGGACUUGAUGACGCCUAUGCAGAUUCUAAUGAUUUCCAAGGUCGGAUUCAGACUCGGCUCAAUAUCCAUGACUCAGGAGUUGGCCAGUCCUUGAUCAAUGCAUUUCCUUUAUUUCAUUACAUGACCAUGAUUGGUCUUAAACACAAACCCUUGGAUUGUGCCGUUUGUCUAAGCGAGUUCAAAGCCGAAGACGAGCUCCGGCUCUUACCAAAAUGCAGCCAUGCAUUCCACGUGGAGUGCAUUGACACCUGGAUCCUCACAAACUCAACAUGUCCUCUUUGCAGGGACAACCUCCUACAUAGCCUCACGGCCUCGUCUUCCCCGAUCGUUCUCGUGCAUGAAUUUGAUGGUGAGAGUUCCCGAGACUCCUAUUCGCAGCACCCCUUAACCGAUGUGGAUGAUAUCGAGUCAAAGUUAGUUGACGUAUCGGGUGAUAACGACGAAUCACCAAACCAAAGAAUGGUGAAAGAUUUGUUCUCGAUUGUUUAG